Messenger RNA from Alternaria burnsii, 2925 nucleotides. Its product is annotated as meiosis-specific topoisomerase spo11. The record is from RefSeq and is a predicted model, not a curated record. NCBI's taxonomy places the organism in Eukaryota, Fungi, Ascomycota, Dothideomycetes, Pleosporales, Pleosporaceae. The annotation marks the transcript as partial. Gene Ontology annotation, molecular function: DNA topoisomerase type II (double strand cut, ATP-hydrolyzing) activity; ATP binding; DNA binding. Gene Ontology annotation, biological process: meiotic DNA double-strand break formation; meiotic DNA double-strand break processing; reciprocal meiotic recombination. The transcript is spliced from 9 exons. Gene Ontology annotation, cellular component: nuclear chromosome.
GGGGUCUUCAACUUAAGAGGCCGUUUCCCGUCAUUCCGCAGUCCCGCAAUGGAUAUGAGCGAUUUCGAGGACAUGUUGUUUAGCGACUUUGACCUGCAAAACGCUCCUGAUGAUGCAUUGUCGGAGGACACUGAUGAUGAGCUACUGUUCGCUACUUCCAGAGAAGAGACUCUGCUGUGGGGUAUAUCGAACAGUUCAGACUCGACACUUCCGACCGCCAGUACUACCCUGGAUUCUCAGGAGGAACGCCAGCACUAUCAAAUUAAUCUUACCCAAAGACCGAUACGCGACAGACACUGGGUGAUCGCUUGCAUUGAAGCAAUGCUAGAGACGAUUGUGGACGCUCUGCUAGAAGAGCACGAAGCGCUCACUAUUACUCUGAAGUCGCGCGCGGCCCUAUCUCGCAGACGGACUUCUGUUAUAUCAGAUGGUAGAGCGAUGAUUCCGGAACCCAAAGAACGGGAAAUUAACUUCCCUGGAGCAAAUGCGCAAGAGGCAUGGAAUUUUACUGUGCUGCUUCGCAUCCUGGAACUUAUCCAUUCUGGCCUCAUCGCGGACACCGUAAUGACGAAGAGAGAUAUUUAUUACCGACAUCCAGACCUCUUCAUUAAGCAGUCAGUCGUUGAUCGAUAUGUCGAUGACUUGGCUUGUACCUUUGGCAUCACCCGAUCCCAAUUGAAUGUGAUUGCUGCCGCAAAAGGUUUACUAGCUGGCAACUUCAGAUUAAUCCGACAUGACGGUCAUGUUGUGAACGGCAUGAGCGAGGAGGGUAUUAUCGUUCCCAAUUUGAGUGCGAGCGACAGUUUAGAUCUGACAGAAGUACAAUGGGUUCUUAUCAUCGAGAAGGAGGCCACUUUCAGAUCCUUGCAGAGCUCACCACAGUGGCAGACGUUGGGUUCGAAAGGACUUGUAUUGACUGCAAAGGGAUAUCCCGACAUUGCCUCACGAAAAUUGUUGAAUCAUAUAGCGGAAGACGCCCCGCAAAUCCCCAUGUACGCUCUUGUGGAUCUUGAUCCUGACGGUAUCGCCAUCCUGUCGACGUACAAGUAUGGCUCGUAUCGCCUUGCUCAUGAGAACGUCGCACCCAUUGAUACGACUGCGCCGGGUUUGCCCAGCAUCCGCUGGCUUGGUUUAAAGAGUCACCACAUGAGCCGGACUCCGGUAGGCGAAGAGCACACAGACACCAGUGCAAUCACUCGACUCCAAGGACUGAUGCGACUGACAGCGCGCGACCGUACUAAAGCAGCACGAAUGCUGGAGUGGAACUUAUGCAGUGAUGAAGGCCCUGAGCAAGGUUGGAGGCAGGAGCUGCAGACAAUGCUGAUGCUCAACAUCAAGGCUGAGAUGCAGAUAUUGAACGAAGCGCUCGGUGGGCUGGUGUCCUGGUUGAGCCACGAGCUUGGGCAGGCAAAGGAACUGCGGCAAUGCAUUGACCUGCAGCUACAGAAGACAGAAUCCACAAUGUCCGGCAUGUCUAAUGACCCGCGCGUUCCCUUCCAGGCGCCAUGGGUCCCGCCCAGCUCUGCCCCUCAGACCAGCCAUGAGCAACAUGGCUCAGGUACCGCCGAGUCGAACUCAAUCCUACAGCCAUUGACGCCUACAGCGACGGCCAGACAGUCGGUACCCUUGGGCGUCUUCUCGACCCUCUUGGGCAACAACACCACGUCUACACUUAGUGCCCAGCCUAUACUGUCGAGCGAACCUGUCCUCGCCCACACGCAACCACUAGAUGCACCAGAAGGCACCUCUGACCUGACAGCGAGCUCGGGCUCAGUGCCCAGUGCAACCACUACCCUGACCAACACAAUCCCACCGACCCAGUCUGCUGCAUUGCGCGCUCUGAACGCACCUGCCUUCCACUCGUCGCCCUCUAAGAGCAAGUCGGCAAAGUCCACUUCUAGUCGGACAACCGUCACUAGCCAGCCCGUCGUAGUACGCACAUACUCGGCGUCGCGACACGCUUCGCGCCCUGGCUCCGGCUUCAACACGCCACGCUCGUUUGCCAUGAACGGUCAGAAUCAUGCUUCAGCCCUGUCGGCCGGUCUGGCAGGCAGGACCGAGCAACUACCUUCCGCUGACGAAUUCUCCUUCUCGGCCAUCCUUCGUGCCGUUGAUCCCGAGAUCAGAGAUGCCAUUGAUGCCAUAGCCGAGAUCUGCGCCAGAAGCAGAAUGAGUCUAGCUGACGAGUACGACUCUCAUCUACCACCACAGGGAGAAAUAACUGGUGGCGGUUCGGCAUGGGCUACCAGCACAGGAGCCUUGGCGGGACGAGGUCGUCUAAAUAGAAUCAGUCAAGGGUGGACUGCUGCAGACAACACGCUCAUGGCUGUGCCUGAAGCAAGCAGCUCCAGCGAAAGGUUGGCGCAAGAUGGUAGGGCGGAGAGUAGUAAGAAACGUAGUCAGUCAGCAUAUGGCAGCCUGAAGAGUGUCAUUAGUGGUGGUAGUGGCAAGAGAAAGGCCAUAGAUGGCGACACUUUCCGGGAGCAAGAGGCUGGCAGCUCGAAACAGCUUCAAACUCAAGACACAGGUCCGACUUGGGCGGUCCAAGCCUCCACCUCUUCUUCGCAUCCAGCCAUCACCAUUGCCGCACCUACAGCAUCGAAGCACCUUUCCCUAGAUACUUCAUCGGCGAUGCAGGACAUCGUCAGGGAUACCGAUGGAUCGUUGAGUGCUCGGCCCCAGACUGCUACACCCCGAAGAACUCCUUCACACCAACGUGGGGCGUCUAUGCGUAGUCUUCAAGCAUCACGAGCGCACUCCGGCGCCUUGGGCUCUAUCAAAUCUUGGCUGCCAUGGCUCCGACCAUCGCGUCUCGAUCACAACAGCCGAUCAGAGUUAGCAAAAGCCGAAGAUCGACUAAGGGAUAUGUUGAUAUCUUCUUCCCAAACCCUCGGGAAAAGUAAAGGAACAGUCCGCGUCAUUUGA